GAACUAGAUGAUCCCUUAAUCUUCAUACAUGAUAAGAUGGUAUCCAAUGUUCAAGCCAUCAAAGUGUUGGAACUUGCUAUCACGGAAGGAAGGCCUCUGCUUAUUGAAAGGCAUGAAGGUCUGCGCGGUCAAAGUUCCUGGUCAUGGAGAGAACAUGGAACUCAAUUUACUUGCUAUCGUUACAGGCGGGCAAAUCUUUACUGAAGAAAAUGGAAUGAACCUUUUGCCUCACACACUUGGCACUUGUAAGAAGGUCAUAGUAUCUGAGGAUGACUGCACAAUCUUUGGUGGAGCCGCUGAUGAUAAUACUAUCGAGAACAGAACUAAGCAGCUGAGAUCUGCAACUGAGAAAAGCACGGGAUUGGCAGAAAUGUAUUGUUGUGCUAUUACUAUGAAGAUUGGUGGAAUGGAUGAACUGGAGAUUGGUGAGAAGAAAGACCGAGUGACACAUGCGCUAAAUGCCACGAGAGCUGCAGUUGAGGAGGGCAUUGUACCAGGUGGUGGUGUUGCCCUGGUUUAUGCGGCAAAAGACCUGGAUAAGCUGGACACUGUAAAUGUUGGCCAAAAGAGCGGUGUUCAGAUUAUUCAAAAUGUCUUGAAGAUACCAUUUCACACCAAUGCUUCAAGUGCUGGUCGUGAUGGUGAUGACAUUCUUAGCAAGAUCUUAGAGCAGAACAAUACUGGCCUGGCAUAUGAUGCUGCCAAAGGUGAAUAUGCCGAUAUGCUGGAGGCCGGUUCCAUUGAGCCAUUUAAAGCGAUCAGAAUAGCCCUGAUGGAUGUCCAACGAGAGUCAUGUCAAAUGUUAACUGACACAGGCGGCCACUUGAGCCCGAAGGAAAGAACGCAGAACAAGCAAUUUGCGGUGCCAUGAGCAGGACGUUUUUAACCUGCUUUAACUCUGAUUACUAAGUUUACAUUUAGGUUUGAACAUCUUAUAAUUUGGAACGGAGGGGGCACUUAUUUGCACUAUCGAUCCGUGUCACUCUGUUUCAUGCCUCGAAUAUUUGUUUGAGACAACUGUUACAGCCUACCAGGACUAUGUUGCCUUUACUUGCAAGAAUGCUCAACUUUGCUUCAUGCUUAGUGGAGCUGGUUUACUUAUUUGCAACCU
Messenger RNA from Triticum dicoccoides, 1111 nucleotides. Its product is annotated as chaperonin CPN60-1, mitochondrial-like. The transcript is spliced from 11 exons. Gene Ontology annotation, molecular function: ATP binding; ATP-dependent protein folding chaperone. Gene Ontology annotation, biological process: protein refolding. The coding region runs from base 29 to 871 and encodes 280 amino acids. The record is from RefSeq and is a predicted model, not a curated record. Lineage: Eukaryota; Viridiplantae; Streptophyta; Magnoliopsida; Poales; Poaceae.